AAAAUAAAACCAAGAGUCCGAACCUCUUUAAAAAAUACAAUAAUUUGUGUCCUUUUUUAUAGAAAAAAUAAAAAGUAGAAUUAUCCGCUGAAUAAGACCUCCAGUGUUUUAUAGGGCUCCAAUCCGAAGCACUGAAAUCAGUUCGUUCCGUCCACUUUAGCCUUUCAUUUUCCACAACCCCUUCUCCCUUGGGCAAGAACGCAACUCAUACAACGUUAAAAAUAGAAAAGAGAACAUUUUGCAGCUGAUUGUCUUGAAUUGAUACCACAUGGGUAGGCAUUCUUGCUGUUACAAGCAGAAGCUGAGGAAAGGUCUUUGGUCUCCGGAAGAAGAUGAGAAGCUCAUAAAGCAUAUUACUACUUAUGGGCAUGGCUGCUGGAGCUCAGUUCCAAAGCUAGCUGGACUGCAGAGGUGUGGGAAGAGCUGCAGGUUGAGGUGGAUUAACUACCUGAGGCCUGAUUUGAAAAGAGGCACAUUUUCCCAGGAGGAGGAGAAUAUGAUAAUUGAACUCCAUGCAGUUCUAGGCAACAAGUGGUCUCAAAUUGCAUCGAGAUUGCCCGGGAGGACGGAUAACGAAAUCAAGAAUCUGUGGAAUUCAUCGAUCAAGAAGAAGCUGAGGCAGAAGGGGAUCGACCCAAACACACACAAACCAUUGUCUGAGGCCGAGAGCGAAGAAAAAGAAUCUCUCAACGCCGCGGCCAACAAUGACAUAUUGGCAGCGCUAUCCGAAGGGUCCAGCGAGCUAAACUAUGGCGCAGAAGCUGAUGAAAACAGCAGUAAGAGCAGUGCUCUUCAUGUGUUUUCAGGCACAGGAAUGAGUGCAGCAGAGAAGCCUCAUCAGCAGCUGCCGCCGUCGUCCUUGCAGGCAGCCAUGGACGGCCGCUACCAUCGGAUGAUGGACAGUAAUCGAAUGAGCUCACCCGCCACACAUCAUCAGUUCUUCCUCAACAACAAGACAUCAUCUGAUUUGUCGAGUUACCUCUCUUUAUUGAAUUACAGUGGUGCCAGCAGCAACCUGGGAUCAUCUCCACCCUUUCCUCUGCCACCGCACCAUCUUCAUCAUCACGGCGACGAUGACAGAAGCAGCGCCCUCUUCUUCAAGCCCUCAUCGGAUCACAUGGUUUCGAAGCAAAGCUCCAACAUCCCAAAUGGUGUUCACCCCAUGGAACUAAGCAGCAACUCAUCUUUCUUCGAACCCAAUGCGUUUUCUUGGGGGGUUGGCAGCGGUUCGAAUGGGAAACAGGAGAGGGACGGCGAUCUUGAUGAAAUCAGAUGGUCAGAAUAUGUCCCCUCACCAGUCUUGCUUGGCGGCGCUUCCGUUCCGAACCAUGCCCUCCCCGAUCAUCAUCAAGAAUUGUACAAUGAAGUGAAAUCGGAAGCACAAUUCACAGCAGCAGCAGCAGAGCAAGGGUCUCCUCCUUUGAGUACUACUGCUAGUGCGGCUACAACUGCUGCUUGGCUUCACAACCAAUCCAUGUAUAACAGCAGUAAGCAUUUUCAGAGACUUCAUCAUGCUGCAUUUGGCCAAUUUUCUUAAGUCAAUUCUAUUACAUAUAUCUGCAAAAUUAUCAAUAAUAAUCAUUAUCAUGUUUCCACUGCGCUGCAAUGAGUGUGCUACCAGUUUAUAUUCAUAAUCUGUAAAUAGGUCAUACAAAUGAGUCUGCAAUGUUCGAGAUACAUACUUACAUAGCAGCUGGGAUAUUCUUCACUCUCUUGUCAUGUCUUUGGUUCCUUUACAUUCAUAACAAGUUGCAAUUCUGUAUUUAAAGUAGAGUUUUGUGGCUUUCACGCUAUUAAUUGUUAACUAACCCACCCACCCCUGUUUCAAGGAUUUCUUAUCUGGGGUAAUUGUAUAAAUGCUAUCAUCAUUACCAGUAUUCAUUUAUUUUGGUAUUUCAAGAAUUGGUCAGUUUGCUACGCAUAUACGGAGUAUGGAAUUGUUUCAGUUUGGUACUAUUUGAAUUUUAGCAAAAAAGUUUUAUUUGGUAGCCUCAAUAGUUUAACAUGUUUGACUUCGUG
Molecule: messenger RNA, 2019 nt
Organism: Cuscuta europaea
Lineage: Eukaryota; Viridiplantae; Streptophyta; Magnoliopsida; Solanales; Convolvulaceae
Source: the annotation of a GenBank genome assembly